AUGGAACAGAAAACAUCCAAAUCACGGCACUCGCAGCCGCAGGUGCCCGAAGAUAGGGAAGCCAAAGAUAGCAGAGCUUCUCCGCUUCCAGUUGUGCCCAGCUCAGGGAAACUUUUCAGCUCCCACCUGUCCAUCUUUAAUGCGCUUAUCAAUCCUGAUCUCGACCUCAAGAUCUCGCUGCCCCCUUUUGCCACCAGGGACGUUUUCACCCCUCCUCCUCCAAAGCCGUUUCCGGUACUGGCUCCGGUGGCCUUGGAAGAGUCGGCGUUUUCGUAUCUGUCGUGGCAAUCGGUCAAUCUUCCAUCCGAGAUGCACGACUCGCUCCAGCUGUGGCGCAACGUGUCUCCUUGUUCGGCGUCGCCAAAGCCAACCUCCACAUCAAUACUCUCCAGUACUUCUGAAGGAAACUCGUCCGACGCCGCGAACAGGCCCACAUCCGAGUCUAUGGCUUUGGUUUCAUCGGAAAAGGAAAUCAUGGUUUUCGAAACCGACGAAGAAGACAGCGACGACGACGAAAUCACAACACACGUCCCUUCCGCCCAUCAGUUCAAUGACGACGAUAAAACCCUCACAAACCGUUCGGUUCCACGGAAACGCGUGUCCGUGCCGCUGAACCUGCAAACUUCCUUCAUCAUGCCCAAGUUGUCGCUAUCGGACAACAAGUAUCUGUACAAGAUUUCGAUUGUGAGUUCUGCCAAUGCUCUGCUACGCUCUGACACAGCGCAGUUGGUGGCAUAUAUCCAGCAGGAAACAGAUUACACAGCGCUUCAAAAAAUGCACAUUUCUCAUCUUGUGCUUGCCCUGCCGCCAUUUCUGUUUGAUGUUGCGGCUGUGUGCUCCUCAGAUCUUCUUUUCCUUGUCAAUGACGGCUCGUGUGUUUUUCCCCAAUUCCUUUCUAGCUUGGCGGAAGCGGCUCUGUCUGGAAUCCCCAAGACAACAGUUAUCAACAUCAUGACGGCAAACUACUUUGUUAACUUGUUUGAAAUCAUCAGUUUUGUCACGCCUCACCAAGUGUGGAAAGUUCUGUCUUUGAGAAGUGCGUCAGCUUUAGCAAAAGUCAAAUCAUACAUCGAUUCAGAAAUGAGCCAACAUUCCGGCUCGAGCUACACUCGUGAGUUUGAAGAGAAAAGACGUGAAUUUGCUCUGAAAUACGACAAUGAUCAGAAAUGUGAUGGACAUGAGCUGAAAUCCCGUCUGAAACAACAAACCUCCCAAUCGAUGUACGAUGGUUUGGUCCCCAUGAGAAAGUCCAACUACAAACAUCUCAGAAAGCAACUACGUGCAGAGUUACUGGUUUCCAGUAGCUACCAUGAUGUUGACCCUUUAAAAUUGAAUUCAAGCUUGGGCCACAUGCGGCUUCUUGUGAACAGCGUAACAGAACUUUUCUCCCUUUCUCCAACUGUGCCAGAGCCGGGACCCUACCAAGGUCUGUACUCAUGGAAAACGGGAUGUUUAUACGUUAUUUGCAGUUUCUCCAUUGGGAUUGGACUCGGUGCUAUCAUCACCAAUAAAACUGCUACGGGAAAGAUUUCCAGACUCUUUUUAACUCAGGCUCCACAACAGUUUGUGGCUGUUGAGCAACCUGAGGCUCUGCCUUUUUCCAAUACUCUAGAAGGCAUGAAACGUGGUCUUGAACAUAUCUCGUCCUCCACAAACGCCUACUUCGACCUGGUAAUGAAGUAUGGUCGCCGCAUGGCAACGCAGAAUGUGCUCCCUGAAUCUUUUGCUGAUUCGCUUGUCAGUGACUUGAAGCAUUUUGCAUGCUCAUUAGUGAGUUCGGCAUGGAACGGGCUCUCCAAGGCAACAGGCUUGAUCUUGGGAUAUUGGUAA
Clavispora lusitaniae ATCC 42720 is the source of this 1830-nucleotide messenger RNA. RefSeq lists its product as uncharacterized. NCBI's taxonomy places the organism in Eukaryota, Fungi, Ascomycota, Pichiomycetes, Serinales, Metschnikowiaceae. The record is from RefSeq and is a predicted model, not a curated record.